AUGGCCGACGAUGACCGCCGUACCAAGCGUUCUCGCUUCGACCAAACCGAGCCUGAACCACGACGCCCUUCGCGGUUUGACCGUCGUUCUCGGUCUCCCUCGUCGCGACAGUCUGAAACUCGGACUCGCAGUCCCCUCAGUCGAGAAGCACGCAGCCCUAGCGCAGGCGCACCCAAGAGUUCCACUCCCUCAGAUCCUGCAGCCGCAGCUGCUGCUGCUGCGGCCAAGAUCAAUGCGCAAUUGCAAGCGAAGAAGGGAAUUCAACAUGUAGAUGUUCCUCCAAUCCGCUCGACCUCGAGUCCUGUACCCCCGCAAUCAGCUUCGCCGUCUGCUGGAGAUGCUUCGGGAAAGUUGAACACCGAAGUUUACGUGGCGGAUGGAGAUUAUAUCAGGGACAUUGAGAUUAAUGACUUGCGCAACCGCUAUACACUGACCAAGGGCUCUACUCAGAAGAUGAUUAAAGAAGAAACUGGCGCCGAUGUCACCACUCGAGGAAACUAUUAUCCGGAUAAGAGCAUGGCCACUGCUGCGAAUCCCCCACUGUACCUGCAUGUAACGAGUACAAACAAGGAAGGCCUUGAGAAGGCCGUGGUCUUAAUCGAAGACCUCAUGAAAAAGGAACUUCCCAAUCUGGUGGAUGAACGACGAUUCCGCCGUCGGGAACCAGAGCCUGUGGAACGUGACGAAUUUGGCCGUCGUAAAUGGCCCGAAGAGCGGAUUCCCGUGGAUCUCGAGCCGCUUCCUGGAUUCAACCUUCGUGCUCAAGUUGUCGGACAGGGUGGCGCGUAUGUCAAGCAUAUCCAGCAAAAGACUCGGUGCAAGGUGCAGAUCAAAGGCCGGGGCUCUGGUUUUAUGGAGCCUAACUCCGGCAGAGAAAGCGAUGAGCCGAUGUUCCUUCACGUUGCGCAACGCAGCGGGCCCGACCCUAACGAGGUCAAGAAUGCAAAAGAAUUGUGUGAAGACCUGUUAGCCAAUGUCCGAGAGCAGUAUCAACGCUUCAAGGAGAACCCACCCCAGCACAACUAUGGAGGCUACGGUCAGCGAGGAGACCGUUAUGGAUAUGGUGGUGGUGGCGGGAGCUACGGCGGUGGAUAUGGAAAUCAUCAACACCAAAACUCGCCCCCUACUUCUGCCAGUCCAGGUCAACAAGGAGGAGCCGGGGCAGGGGGGUCAGGAAGCCCGGCCGACUACAGCGCGCAGUACGCGCAGUAUUAUGGAUCCGACCCAUAUGCUGCCUACGGGGGAUAUCAGAACUAUGUCGCCUACUAUCAAUACUACCAGCAGGCUGCCCAGCAGCAACAGCAGCAACAGCAACCACAGUCACAGAGUCCUGCACCUCCACCGCCCCCUCCGGCCAGCGAGGCACCACCUCCACCACCUCCUGGGUCUGGUUCUCCCCCACCUCCCCCGGGUGGCAGCAGCUACAGCGCCGUAAGGGACCUCCGAGACACUUACCCUGAAGCCAUGCACUGA
This is a messenger RNA of Aspergillus tanneri, 1473 nucleotides long. RefSeq names its product KH domain-containing protein. The record is from RefSeq and is a predicted model, not a curated record. NCBI's taxonomy places the organism in Eukaryota, Fungi, Ascomycota, Eurotiomycetes, Eurotiales, Aspergillaceae. The coding region runs from base 1 to 1473 and encodes 490 amino acids. Gene Ontology annotation, cellular component: nucleus. Gene Ontology annotation, molecular function: RNA binding. The transcript is spliced from 8 exons.